AUGGCAAACGUAACGCCAGCCGAUGUUGAAAACAUCACUUUAAACUUCACUGUACCUGUGGAAUUAUCAAUGGACAUAAUCGCAGCCGUAAAUAUUCUUUUCUCCAUCACGGCAUCUCUUGGCAACACUCUGAUCUUGGUUGCUCUUCGUAAAGUAACUUCUCUUCACCCGCCAACUAAACUCUUAUUUCAAUGCCUGGCGAUCACUGAUCUGGGCGUUGCUCUUACUUCCCAGCCACUCUUCGCCAACAUGCUGCUAAAUGAUUCUAGCACUGUUGAAGUAAUUAUAGUCAGUAACGCUAUUCUCUCCAUUAUUUUUUGUGGAGUUUCGAUGCUCAUAUCGACUGCCCUCAGUGUGGACAGACUUCUCGCUCUCUUGUUGGGAUUAAGGUACAGACACGUUGUAACACUGAAGAGAGUUCGUAUAGCUGUUGCCUGUUGCUGGUUAACUGCUUUUGUGAGUGCAUUGGUCAUAUUUUUGUUUAUAGGAAAGACCGUUACGAAAAUAGUCAUGAGUUUAAUAAUUCUUUUUGUAAUUACUAUCUCACUGUUUUGUUACACAAAAAUCGUUCUUAAACUUCGGCAACAUCAAACCAGUGUGCAAGAGAAUGUCCACCAAGGAAUGGCGAACGCAGGAGGAGUUCCAAUAAACUUAGAACAAUAUAAAAGGACUGUUGUAAGCAUAGCUUUGGUGCAGAUAGCAUUAAUCGCAUGCUAUUCCCCAUCACUUAUUUUUCUUAUAUUAGUACAGCUAGAUAUAGACUAUGAUGGUUUUCGCUAUAACGUCUUUGUUACAAGUACAACCUUCCUUUAUCUUAACUCGUCUUUAAACCCGUUUUUGUACUGCUGGAGGAUCAAAGAAGUUAGACAAGCAGUUUUGGGUACAAUCAAAAAGUUUUGCUCAUGUCCAAGUUGA
Molecule: messenger RNA, 915 nt
Organism: Porites lobata
Lineage: Eukaryota; Metazoa; Cnidaria; Anthozoa; Scleractinia; Poritidae
Source: the annotation of a GenBank genome assembly